This is a messenger RNA of Eupeodes corollae, 4822 nucleotides long. It is a transcript of the gene Tsc1, whose product is annotated as hamartin. The record is from RefSeq and is a predicted model, not a curated record. Gene Ontology annotation, biological process: negative regulation of cell population proliferation; regulation of cell cycle; negative regulation of TOR signaling. The coding region runs from base 536 to 3880 and encodes 1114 amino acids. Lineage: Eukaryota; Metazoa; Arthropoda; Insecta; Diptera; Syrphidae. The transcript is spliced from 8 exons. Gene Ontology annotation, cellular component: TSC1-TSC2 complex.
GAAGAAAAUAACCAUCAGUACGAAAGAUUUUCUACUUUUCACACAGAAUGGGAACUAAAAAAAUUGAAAAAGAUGGUUUUUGAUGGUAAAUCAUUUCGAAAAGACUAAUACGAAAUAUCUCUUGCCCAUAUUUUAAUGCCAAAAAAGAUCCGGGCACAUUCUAUCGAAAUUCGAAACACAAAAAGAACAAAUCCUUCGAAUAAUGGGCAAAUAAAAACAAAUUUUCUUCAAUUUCAACACAAAGCGCGUCUAAAGAUAAAAUCCAAUAAAAGAAUUAGUGAAUGAAUAUGAUAAUUUCAAGACUGUCAAGAAAAGUGCGUAGAAAAAGUUUCAAAUUUUUUGUGAAAAAUAAAUAAGUUCUUUGCUAAAUCCAACUCACAUCAACGGACACGGGAACACCUAUCAAGUAUCAACACGAUUAGGAGACAACUUCAAAGAAUAAAGAGACACGCGUUCCCUCUUUCUCGAUUUAUUUUUCGUUCGUUUUUUCGUUUUUUUAUUUUAUUUUUUCUUUCUGUAAAUUAAGUCAAAGAUUAUGGAAACUGAGAAACUAUUUAAUGAUUUGGAGUCGAAUCAGUCACACGAAUGCGAGGAGGCCAAGAAGAAACUGGUGGAGUUGUUCAAUCAGACCAAGGAUAUAUGGCUUGUCCACGGAAUGAUGGACUACUUCCUUAAGACGGGAUCUUUGCGAAUUAUGGAAGUUCUGGUGAAGGUGCAGUCGCCACACGACAUUUACAUAUUCGACAAACUGUCCGAAUGGCUGAAGAGCUCGGGUCAUCGGAUUCAGGCUCUAACAAUGUUUGGUUUUGUUGUUCGCAAACAUCCAACCUGGUUGUACAAAAUUGAGAAGCACAAAAUCAUCUGGGAUAUGUUAAAAUUGCUUAAGACUGAAAAGGAAAUAGUUUCGCUUAUGAGCGCACUUUUGUGUAUUGUCACUUUGCUGCCUAUAAUCCCAAUGAUUGUGUCGACUUUCCUCAAUGAUUUGUUUGAAGUAUUUGGCCAUUUGGCAUCGUGGAACAGCCAAAACCCUAAUAAACUGAGUGAAGAUAAGUUGGUGCAUUUGCAGUUGGGAUUGCAAAUGUUGUUCCAUCGGCUCUAUGGCAUGUAUCCCUGCAACUUCUUGUCGUACCUGAGUGAGUUUACGAAAAAGGAAAAAGGUGCAAUUUUUCAGCAUACCAUUAAGCCUCUAUUGGAUACGGUGAGAGUUCAUCCGAUGUUGGUGACGGCAAGUCCCGAAAAGGAGAUGAAUGCUUCACGUUGGAAGAAUAGAGAACCUCAUGAUGUUGUUCAGGAAUGUGCGAAGCUUUCUGUUGCUGAUCAGGAACUUCAUACCGAAUAUGUUCGGUCUCAUGAUACAAUUUCAGUGAUAAAUAAACAACAUCAAACAAGCUGCUCUAGAACCAAGGCGAUAACUUAUUCGGGCAUAGCUUCGCCUUUCCAGUCAUUAACAGAUCGCGAACAUCUAUCGGAGUUUAAAAAAGGCGAUGUGCUCUGGAGUCCAUACACCGAGAUAAUUUCAUCGGCCAGUACUAUGCCCCACACUCCGACGCCAAGUUACGGUGUGCCAAUGAGUAGUGGGCCUUCGGCAGGAGCAAUUAUGGGCGUUAGCGGAUCCUCACCACCGGAGGCAGCUGUUGAAGCAACUCCAGAAACGACGCCCAUGAAAGAACUAACCAUGAAGCCAUCAGCUAACCAACAUGCGGUGUGUGCUAUUUUCACAACAAGUCAACCGGCCUCGCCCAUGCGUAGAGAUCCUUGCACUCAAUUUGCAUUUCCCGAAUCGCCUGGAAAGAAUUCUAACCACCAUAGCCAUGUGGAGCAGACAACAAUCAAUAAGAUCCCAACAAAGUUGUACGAUCAGAAGAUGCAGCAUGUUCUCAAUGAUCGCCAUCAAAUGCUUUUCAACGCAAACUAUCCCAAUGCAGCUUUGAGUCCUUUAAACGUGUGCUCGGUGAAUGCAUCAAACAAUGGAACGCCUCAUUUUGAUUCUCAGGAAGACGAAGAAGUUCGGGACCUGACUAGCAGUAGUGUGGCACUACGGGUUGAAGCUGCAGCAGCGGCGGCGGAAGACAUUGCCAAGCGAUGUCUGGACUGCGAUGAAACCGAGCAGUCGCCUUGCUCCGAAGGGGGUGUUCAAGUGGCCUCUAAUCGUUCUAUGCGAAUAUUGAUUCGAAGAAAUCGUCUGACAAGUUACUGUCACAACGAAUCGAGUUGGAAUAAUGUCACGUCCACCGACGAGAUGAAUGGCUUUUCAGCUGAAAUAGCUAAAGUUCGUCGGGCUAAAUCAUGUCCCACUCUUGUGAGUAACUUGAAAAGCGUCGCUUUGGUAAAGUCGGAUAAGCGUGAGAAGAAAUCGCAACUCUUCAACAGUAAACUGACGCAAUCGUGUACGACCCAUUCUCGAGUCACACAAACCAUUCAGACUUGGCCGCGAAACUAUGAGUACACGUUGUUCCAUUUAAUAUCAGAAAGCAACAAACUGCGCACCGAGUGCAAUACGCUCCAACCUCAAGAGCUGCUUAAUCAAUACAUCGAUCGGACAGUUAAAUUAAAAGAUGCUGGUUACCGAUUAGAUCAGGAGCAUAUUCAGCUUUUGUGCUUACAAUUGCAAUACGAGCAGUAUCGCCGUGAAAUUCACGCAGAACGAAAUCGCCGCUUGAUGGGCCGCAGCCGAGAUAUCCAUAGUCUCGAACGUGAACAGGAACGUCUGAAGGAGAACUUAAAAACCUACGAAGAGGAGAACCAACAAUUGGUAUAUCAAUUCGAGAAACGAAGAAAACUCGCUAACGAGAACGAGCGCAAGCUCAAAGAAGAACUGAAAAGUUUCAAGGUACGAUAUCAAGAGGAGGUGGAACAUAAAAAGUUGCUGCAAUCCACCAACGAAAGUCUGCAGUUCCGACUGAACGAAGAGAUUCAAAAGCGUAUCGAACUCACUUCCGAGGUAGAUUCGUUGCGCGGUCAACUAUUUGACACACGCAAUGAGCUUCAACACGCUCAGCUUCAAGCCGAACUGGGAGGUCAAUGCAAGAGUGAACUUAUUCGAUUAGAAUCUGAGUUUCUUGUUAUGGGUGAGGUGCAAAUUAAGCUGCGCGAUCGUUUAGCCGAAGUCGAUAAUCUUCGUGCUCGAGAUGAAGAAAUAAACCAUCUUCAGGAAUCCUAUAAUGUUGAGAUUAAAGAUUUGAGACGUGCCUUGGAGGAUAAAAGUUCACAAUUCGAGAGCGCCAAACACAGACUGAUGGAAAUGCAAAAUCAAAUUGCAAAUAACGAUAAGGUGGUGACCGAACAAAAACGACUGCUUAAAACCGUUAAAGAUGAAUACGAAGAAAAAUUUAAGGCAUUAAGCACGAAAUAUGAGACACAGAAGUACGUCAUUCUUCAAAUGGAGGAAAAACUCUUGUAUUUGUAUAGAAAUCAGACACCUGUUAGUCUGGCUGCCUGUUCCCCAGAUACAGAUAAAACGGAUAUAGCAUCGUCAAUUGAAAGAAAUUCACCGCUUUCGACUUCGCUGGCUUCGAGUGAUAGUCUUCCGGCGAGUCUGCGAUCCGUUACAGAAAUAAGAAAUCUGCAGGCUUUUGUUGAACCCUCUAACACUGCCACUACAACAAUAACAACAUCAACAAGUAGUGCGGUAGCUAACAUUCCCUUUGGCUACUAUCAACAUUCUCAGCACUAUCAUCCCAAUGUUAUGGAAGCUAAGGCUGUUAUAGCUGCAGACGGUUCCUCCGAAGCCAUAGCUUCAUCCACAAGCGCAACGCACACCCUCGACAUACCGGUGUCUGGAGUCAGUAAAAGCCAUCAUUAUCAACAGCAACAACAACAGCAGCAGCAAAAGCAGAAAGUUAUUCCGCAGAACCAACGUACUACGCGCUCGUUCGAUUAAGGGUGAUUGUCUUAACCAAAAUAUGCCACCACCUCCCUUAUUUACACUCUCUCCUCAUCUUAAUAUCUUGCUCUCCAUUUCUAACUAUUAAACAACAACAAAUUAUCCACUUAUGCACACACAAACUGACCAUAUAGAUAGAACGGAGAAGAAAAACAAAAAUCAGAAUGGCUGUUCCGAUUAAUCGAAAAAGAAUCCAGGAAUUAAAACUAAAAGUUUCUUAUUUUUAUAACAUAAAGUAAAUUUAAACAAAAAGGAAAAAAACCGAAAGAAAGAAUAAAAGAAAACAGAUAUAAAAUAUUGAACAAAGUUAAAUUACAUUAAAACAAAAAAAAAGAUAAAAUAUAUUGUGUACUAUCGGUUAGAAAAUGAAAAAAAGAAAAGAAAAAUAAUAAUAAUAAUUAGUUUUGUUUAGAAAUCACAAACCAAAUCGAAAAGGAUGUUAUUUUCUCUUGUUGGGCCUUAUAAUGUAGCAAAAACAAAAAUAAAUAUUUAAUUUUUUUUUUCAUUUUUAAAUAACGAAAUACAAUUUAUGGAAGAUAUUACCAGAUAAACAACUAAAGCUAAUAAAAUUUAUAUAUAACGAAGAAAAGAAAUGAUAAAAUACAUAAAUUAAAAAAUUAAAAUAAAAAUAAAAAUGAGAACGAAAGUGAUUUUUUUUUUUGAAAAUUAAAUACAAGAUUUAAUUAUAGAUACACUACCGGUCAAAAGUUUAAGGCCUGUUUGGUCCCAACUAUAAAGCAUAGAGGCGGUUCAGUAAUGGUGAGGGGAUGCUUUUCCUUCGAUGGAGUAGAAGAUCUAACACGAGUGAUCGGAAGAAUGGAUAAAGAAGUCUAUAAAACGAUAUUGGAAGACCACGUUUUGGUAUCUGGACUCCGAUUAAUCGGUGAAGGUUUUGUAUUCCAGCAAAACAAUAACCCGAAACACACUUCAAAACUUUGC